This is a messenger RNA of Maylandia zebra (zebra mbuna), 757 nucleotides long. Its product is annotated as mast cell protease 1A. Lineage: Eukaryota; Metazoa; Chordata; Actinopteri; Cichliformes; Cichlidae. Gene Ontology annotation, biological process: proteolysis. Gene Ontology annotation, molecular function: serine-type endopeptidase activity. The record is from RefSeq and is a predicted model, not a curated record.
AUGUAUGCUUUGCACCAAUUUAUGCUAAUUCAUGUUUUGACGUGCCUUGGACAAAAUGCACUUGGAAGUGAAAUUAUAAAUGGGGAAAAAGCUCCCGAGAACUCACUGUUGUAUAUGGCCUCGGUGCAGAACAACUAUGGCCACAGUUGUGGAGGUUUUCUUGUAAGUGAGGACUUUGUGGUCACUGCUGCACACUGUGAUGAAGGGAAUCCAAGGAGAAUAGUUCUUGGCACCCACGAUCUCAGCAAGCCUGCUGACACCGUGAAAGAUGUAAUCAUGAAAUGCAUACACCCAUAUUAUAUAGGUGUUGGAAAUGGGAAUGACAUCAUGCUACUCAAACUUUCUAGUGAAGUCCAACCAAGCAAAAGCAUCCAAAUUAUUAAACUUCCCUCUUCUGAAAUAAAGCUAAAGGAAAAUGAAAGAUGCCUUGUGGCUGGGUGGGGUUUGACAAAAAUUGGCGGUCCAUUAGUUCACCAGUUGAGAGUAGUGGAUGUGUCUGUUAUCAGCCCAGAGGUCUGUAGGGAGAACUGGCCGGGUCUUCCGGAUGGUCUUAUUUGUGCUGGUGGUUAUGGCACAAACAAAGGGUUCUGUCAGGGUGAUUCUGGUGGCCCUCUGAUCUGUAAUGGUACAGCUGUUGGAGUUGUUUCUUUCAACAAAUGGGGCAGAUGUGACUACCCGGAUGCACCCAAUGUUUAUGUGGAUAUCGCAAAACACCUUGACUGGAUCAACGAGAUUCUCAAGAAAAAGCAUUGUUAAG